Komagataella phaffii GS115 is the source of this 909-nucleotide messenger RNA. RefSeq lists its product as hypothetical. The record is from RefSeq and is a predicted model, not a curated record. NCBI's taxonomy places the organism in Eukaryota, Fungi, Ascomycota, Pichiomycetes, Pichiales, Pichiaceae. The transcript has a single exon. The coding region runs from base 1 to 909 and encodes 302 amino acids.
AUGUCAGAUUUAUCAAAUCUCACGUUUGACUUUUUGCUUUAUGAGGUAACGCCGGUGGUGAUCUCCCUAUCCACGUUGAUUCCGUUCUUGAUUAUUCACGGCUUGAUCCUUUGCGAUUUCAUAGGAGAGUCCAACGAUAAAGCAGAGAGAUUAUUCUCUCUAAUCAUAAACAGCUAUCCAUCUUUGACACUUUACGUUUUGGAAAUCUUGAAUCUAGCCUUCCCUCUCAUGAUAUUUGUCAAAAGCCGUUUAUUUAAUCUGGACAUCUCAGCUUCAUUGAAUAAUUACACCAAACAUAUACCCGCAAAGUACAUCCAGAUAACUGUUGUGGCCAUUCAAGUGUGGAGGAUAUUGCAGGUUCUGUUUGCGCCCUCCCAAAUCCUUUUCAAAGGGCAAUCCGAUAACAACUUUGUACCAGUCGUGAUCUUUUUAGUGUUCAUCUACAACAUAAGGACCUCUGCUGUUCAGUCAGAUGAGGCUGUAGAGUCAAAAUUGGAGGAAUAUGGUUAUCAAGAGCAGGAAAACUCCAUGAUUUCUUUGCAGAAAUACUGUCUAGCGGUAGCUAUUACCUUCAAUGAAAGGUUGCUAUCGCUGAACUCCUUAAUAUCAUUUGUUCAGCUAGCCACUGGUAACUUAUCGUCAAACAUUGAAAUACUAUAUUUUCAAUACAGAGAUAUUUCGCCCAUCAUCAGUUCACAUCCUCUCUUUAACUCUUUAUUUGAAGGAUUAUUUCACAUUUACCAACUUGGUAUGCUCUCAUCUAUUUUGCUAGCAACCUGCACGAUAGAGACAAACUCAUAUUUGAGUAUGAAAAAGUUCAAGCACACAUUCUGGAUUGUUGUUAGUUUGAUAUUGAUUAUAGAAAAGGACUUCCUAUUCAUCGCCUUGAUGGAUAAGUUAGAAGACUAA